AUGAACAAUCGCGAUCCCUCAUUUUACGUCUUUAAAAGAUCGCAAAAAUAGUUUAAUCGUUCUAGAAUUGCAGAACAAUUGUUUCCCCUUCGAUCAUCAAUCUGAAAACCCUUCAACCAACGAAAGAGAAAAGAAAAUCACCAGAACCAUCACUUCACAGAGGGGGGUAAUCGUGUUCUUCAAGUUAUCUUGAAGGAGAAGCCAAAGUGGAAGGAAAGAAUAUUUGGGGAGAGCCCAAUCUCUCUUCUCUCGUUCUGAAUUGAAUUCGGGUGGUUCUUGCAAAUUCUUGGAAAUAUGAAUGAUCUUAUGACCAAAUCGUUUCUCAGCUAUGUGGAGUUGAAGAAACAGGCACUGGAGGACCUCGAAGCCGGACCCGACACUGAGAUGGGGCGACUCGGCCCCACGGAUGAAGAAAACUUUGCCCAGUUCUUUGAAGAAGUUGGUGCAAUAAAGGAUGAGAUGGAAGUGAUCAACAAUCUUCUGCAUGACCUUCAAUGCCUAAACGAAGAGACAAAAUCGACCCACAGUGCUAAAGUCCUACGUGGGCUCAGAGACAGGAUGGAUUCAGACAUGGUGACUGUCCUUCGCAAGGCAAAAAUCAUCAAAGCACGGUUAGAAGCUCUAGACCGAUCCAAUGUAGCCAAUCGUAGCAUAUCGGCAGCUUAUGGAGAAGGAAGUCCUGUUGACCGGACAAGGGUCUCAGUCACCAACGGUUUGAGAAUCAAGCUGAGGGAUAUGAUGAACAAUUUCCAGUCCCUGAGAGAAACUAUCGUCUCGGAUCACAAAGAAGGUCUUAAGCGAAGGUACUUCCACGCGACUGGAGAGGUGCCGACUGAGGAGAUGAUCGAUAAGAUGAUUCUGGCAGGUGGACAAGUCGAAGUAUUUGGAGGCAGAACAGAAUUAAAUUUGGAGAAUCAGGAGAGGCAGGAGGCUGUGAAGCAGAUCCAAAGGAGCUUGACCGAGCUGCAUCAGGUGUUCCUUGAUAUGGCUGUUUUGGUUGAAGCACAGGGCGAACAGAUGGAUGAUAUCGAAGAAAAUUUGGCCCGCGCUGGAAACUUCAUAAGUGGAGGAACCGACCGACUCGUCUCUGCAAACAAAAUGAAGAAGGGCAAAUGGGUAUGUUGGGUUUGGCUUUUGGUGCUUCUCAUUCUCUUGGUUUGCUUCCUUGUGGCUGUCACUUGACGAAAUGAAAUCACCGCAAUGACAACUAGCUAUUUGGUAUA
Nelumbo nucifera (sacred lotus) is the source of this 1223-nucleotide messenger RNA. RefSeq names its product syntaxin of plants 112 (gene SYP112). Gene Ontology annotation, biological process: vesicle fusion; exocytosis; intracellular protein transport. Gene Ontology annotation, cellular component: SNARE complex; endomembrane system; plasma membrane. Gene Ontology annotation, molecular function: SNAP receptor activity; SNARE binding. The record is from RefSeq and is a predicted model, not a curated record. Lineage: Eukaryota; Viridiplantae; Streptophyta; Magnoliopsida; Proteales; Nelumbonaceae.